AUGGCGGAGGAAGAGGCUGUUGGCGCUCGCGGCCACCUCAUUGGUGAGUCGGACGUACUCGCAGCUGUUGCAAGUGAGUACCUGGACGAGCACGCGAGCAAGAAGGAAGCAACCGGAGCUACAGUCUGCCAAGGGCGCGUGUUCAUGACCACGUUCCGCUUCCAGUUCGUGCCAAACGAGCUCGACGUGGACCACGUGCGACGUCAUUUCCUGGACAGAAGUGACGACGAUAUUGAGAGUUUCUUUCUCAUCCCUCUGGGCUGCAUUGCUUCGAUCAAGAAGAAGAAUUUGAUUGUGGAGAUUGUCACGAAAGACCUGCGCCAAUUGUUGUUCCGAUUCGAUGCCGCAGAGGUCACCAAGAUCUUCUCCGUGCUGACGACGUAUGUGUUUCCGGAUAAAAUCGAGUUCUUGUUUGCUUUUUACCACAGAUUGUCCGAUAAUAUGUUGGAAGAAGAGCCCUUGCUGCCUUGCGCUCUGGACUGGGACGUCUAUGACGACCAAGCCGAGUGGAAGAGGCAGGGUGUGUGUGAAAGUGAAAAGUGGAGAAUAUCGCUUUGCAAUCAAGGCUUUGGUGCGAUUGAAACAUAUCCAGAACGUCUUGUCGUGCCAGUUGACGUGACGGACGAGGUACUUCUAGACGCCAUCAACUUUCGCUCGCUCGGUCGCAUCCCUUGUCUGACAUGGCUGAAUGGAGUAAAUGGAGCGUCUUUGUGUCGGUCAAGCCAGCCGAAAGUCGGAAUGUCAAAAGCCACGUCGCCCGCUGAUGAAAGUUUGGUUGCUGCAAUCGCGUCAUCAAGCCUACUGCAGGACCAAGUGCAAAUCAUUGAUUGCAGGCCCAUGUCAAGCGCACUGGCCAAUCGCGCAAAAGGAUAUGGCGUCGAGAGCUCUGUCAAUUACAAAAGUAGCUCUGUGAGCUUUAUGGAGAUCCCCAACAUCCAUUCUAUGCGAGAAAGCAUGAAAAAGCUGCGCACCCUGUGUGCGUCGCCAUCGUGUGACAAUAUGCGGUGGCUCGGGAGUAUUGAGGACACCAAGUGGCUGGUUUACAUACGCCAGCUUCUAAAAGCAGGCCUUCAUGUGACAUCACUACUUCGAGCGGGCGAAUCGGUCUUACUGCACUGCAGCCACGGCUGGGAUCGAACGAGCCAGAUUGCGUCGCUGGCCCAAAUCUUUGUGGACCCGUAUUUUCGAAGCUGGAAAGGGUUUCAGGUGCUGAUUGAGAAGGAAUGGCUGUCGUUUGGGCACCCUUUUCAUCUCCGCCAUUCACAGGGGGAGAAAGCCGAUACACAGGAGUCGCCGAUCUUUGUUCAAUUCCUAGACUGCGUUUCACAGCUUGUUCGAAUCUACCCGAGCUAUUUCGAGUUCAACGAAGGUCUGCUGCUUUUGGUAGCCGAUGCGCUGCAUUCGUGCCGUUUUGGGACGUUCUUGUUCGAUUGCAAGAAGCACCGUCAAGAUGUUGAUUUGGAAAACAGGACCGCGUCUGUGUGGACCUGGGUGAAUGGCUUCCGGUCACAGCUCACAGAGCAGACAUAUGUUCCGAAGAAGGUUCUCAGUCCACCUUUGGCUGGCUUGCUGAAACGAAUUGCACUCUGGGAUGCCAUGUUCAUGCACUGGUCAGGCCAGCCACUGCUGCAAGAGCCCCCAGUUUCUACAAAUUUCUUGACCGACAAUGCGCAACGCACACCAACGUGGCAACUGCCGCAACGCGUAGUCAAUGCCCUGAAUGUUGCACUUACUCUUAAAUAUCGCGAAGCUCGAUUGAUCCAGGAACUCGAAGAGCGCAUCGCUAGCUUAGAGGAAAAAAUAAAUGGUCACCGUGGCUCAAGGCACUAG
This is a messenger RNA of Hyaloperonospora brassicae, 1830 nucleotides long. NCBI's taxonomy places the organism in Eukaryota, Oomycota, Peronosporomycetes, Peronosporales, Peronosporaceae. The record is from the annotation of a GenBank genome assembly.